Messenger RNA from Sardina pilchardus (European sardine), 6159 nucleotides. It is a transcript of the gene dsela, whose product is annotated as dermatan sulfate epimerase like a. Lineage: Eukaryota; Metazoa; Chordata; Actinopteri; Clupeiformes; Clupeidae. Bases 797 to 4423 code for a protein of 1208 amino acids. The transcript has a single exon. Gene Ontology annotation, molecular function: chondroitin-glucuronate 5-epimerase activity. The record is from RefSeq and is a predicted model, not a curated record.
UUUGGAUGAGGCUUGAGCUUGGGCAUGAACCGAUAGUGGGGAAAGGUUUUCAUUAUGAGUAUCACGCAAAUCAAACUUUGUCACUAGUCCUGCUCUGUGCUGCUCGCUCGGGAAUGGAAUAUUUGAAAGAAGAUGACGCUUCUUUAAACAAAUGGACGAUGAAACAACCGUUCUUUCAGAAGAAUCCUUCGGCAAAGAAAAAUGCACUACAGUAGCCAUAAUGAUCUCUUGGACCCUGUGGUUGUUGGAUCAGUAAGAAUGCGCUAUCUACUUGAAUUCAACUGGAACACGCCGGACUGUUACACUGUUUUGGAAUAUGAGACAUUUUGGAGGAGGCUUUCGUUGGUCAGGACAAGUUGACGAGAAGGAUUUAAAUGUUGGACUUAUGGAUCCUUGCUGAGACAUCCCACCUUCAAACAUACAUUGAGCAACAGGCAAUAGUGUAAGUUUUUGUUCACUUGUGGCGCAAAACUUUUGUUGAUGUUUUAUUAUGGUGGAAUGUUCACAUUUACUUCUACCGUUACAUUAGCCUAAUACUUUUACUGCCUGUGAAACAACGGUGAAAAUGAAAGGCAAUCUCUCAAGAACGAAAACAUGACAAUCAUCAGAGACAGCAAAAAGUACAUUUGAAAAUAUUUUAGUACUACCAAGUUCCAUCAACACGUGUCUCAUGCCCGUUCGGGCUUAAGGACAGUGCUGGAAAACAGACACUUCUGAUGACAAUUAGCCACAGACUCUUGAAAAGGGGAGGGGUAUAAACUGGGCUGAAAAAAAAAACACAUCUGGAAUUUGCAUUAUGGCAGCAGAAUGGAUUGGGCGGUCUGUAAUCCUGCUCUGUCUCCUGGCAGUGGGGCUUGCCUUCUCAGGCAUUUUCAAUGUCUCCGACAAACAGCCUCUUUUCAGUGAGGACAUGGAUCUGGUGAAACCUCUGGCAGGCAACUCCACCACAGAGCCCUGGAAACUCAUGUCCACUAACCUUCAUCCCAGUCUCUUCUUCGACCAGGUUGAGCUCAAGUCGCUGAAGAAGAAGGCGAGAACAACGAACAAACAUAUUUUCAAAGUGAUUCACAAAGCUGUGGAUACCAUGCUGUCCAGCCCCGCCAUGUACCUGCCACCUGAAAACCACCAGGAAUUUGGCAGCAGAUGGAACGAGAUUUACGGGAACAACUUGCCCCCACUCGCACUCUACUGCCUGCUCUGUCCAGAUGACUCCGCGGCCUCACAGUUCCUGGUGAAAUAUAUGGACAGAAUGGCCGAAUAUCCAGACUGGAUGGUGACCAGCGCGCCCAACGACGAGGUGCCCAUGGCCCACUCGCUCACUGGUUUCGCCACGGCGUAUGACUUCAUCUACACCUACCUGGACACAAAGAGGCGGGUUCAGUACCUGAAGAAGAUUCGUGCUGCCACUCACGAUCUGUACGAGCUGUCUAAGCACAGGGGGUGGGGGAAGCAGUUCCUCCAGAACCAUCAGACCACCAAUAUCAUGGCCAUCCUCACGGGCGCUCUUGUUGUGGGGGAGCACAACGACCCAGAGACGAUGAUGUGGAAGCAGGUGGUGGUGAACUACAUGGAGAAAACCAUGUUUCUUCUGAACCACGUGGUGGAUGGGUCGUUAGACGAGGGCGUCGCAUAUGGCAGUUACACUGCAAAAUCAAUCACACAGUACGUUUUCCUCGCCAGGCGCCACUUUCAUAUCGACAACACGCAAAACCAUUGGCUGCGGGCACACUUUUGGUUCUACUAUGCCACCCUUCUCCCAGGUUUUCAAAGGACAGUAGGCAUUGCGGACUCUAACUACAAUUGGUUCUACGGCCCUGAGAGUCAGCUGGUGUUUUUGGACGCUUUUGUCCUCCAGAAUGGCACGGGGAACUGGCUCGCUCAGCAGGUCAGGAGACACAGGCCCAAGGAUGGACCAAUGAUGCAGUCAGCAGCUCAGAGGUGGGCCACUUUACACACAGAGUUCAUCUGGUACGACGGUGAGAAUGAGCCCCAGCCUCCACCAGGCUUUGGCGAAGCCAACAUGCACAUCUUCUCGAACUGGGGAGUGGUGACGUACGGGGCCGGGCAGCCCUACGGAGAGGGAAACACGUUCGUCUCCUUCAAGUCUGGGAAGCUGGGCGGCAGGGCUGUGUACGACAUCGUCCACGCCAAGCCGUACUCCUGGGUGGAUGGCUGGUCCAAUUUCAACCCGGGCCACGAGCACCCAGACCAGAACUCCUUCACCUUUGCUCCCAACGGGCAGGUGUUUGUCUCCGAGGCACUGUACGGACCCAAGUACAGCCACCUGAACAACGUCCUCGUCUUCUCUCCGUCUCCGACGAGCCAGUGCAACCAGCCGUGGGAGGGGCAGCUGGGCGAGUGUGGGAAGUGGCUCUGCUGGGGGGACAAGGAGGUGGGCAGCACCGCGGGGGAGGUGGUGGCCGCGUCCUCUCACCGGGACACCCUGUUCGUCAGCGGCGAGGCCGCCUCGGCCUACUCCUCCGCCAUGAGGCUGAAGAGCGUGUACCGGGCCCUGGUGCUGCUGAACUCUCAGACCCUGCUCGUCCUGGAUCACGUGGAGAAGCAGAAGGGUUCGCCUCUGGGGGCCCUCAGCGCCUUCUUCCAUAACCUGGACAUCGAUUUGAAGUACGUGCCUCACCGGGUCUUUGAGAAGUACAACGGCGCGCUGAUGGAUGUGUGGGAUGCACAUUAUGAAAUAUUUUGGCUGGACAGUGAAGGUUUGAGUCCUGUUGCCAGGAUACAAGAGGCUGAGCAAGUCGCUGAGUUCAAGAAGCGGUGGACUCAGUUCAUCAAUGUGACUUUUCCCAUGACAAACGCAGUCACCAGGAUAGCGUAUCUGAUGCACGGGCCUUAUGUUAAAGUUUCCAGCCUCAGGUUUAUUGACAAUAGCAAACAUGGCGUCAGAUUAUCUCUCAAAGUGAAUGAUACGGAAACAACAGUGUCAGUUGUAACAAACUAUCAAGAUAUCGGUGCCAGAUUUAAUUAUUUAGGUUUUAGUGGCUUCGCUAAAGUAGAAAACAAGCAUCAAAUUGUAUAUUUUGGUCAAGGGAUUCAAACUGCAGUCAGUGACAAUGAAUCAGAUUCUUUUUCUCACACUGGAUUUCUUGUCGCUACAGUUGGGGGAAUAAUGCUCUUUAUAGCUGUAGCAUAUGUCAGGAGAAAAAGAACACUAAACAUACCCUUACACUGGCUCAUGCGUUACACUUUAAUUCUCAUCCUCCUCUUCUGGCUCUUUGAGUUUAUGCUUCUUUCUAAUGGCUGUGCACGGUUCAUAUGCGGCACGAAAUCCAGCAGGAUCACAGAGGGUCUCAGAGACUCUGUUUCUCUCUCCCCUGAGUUCGCGAGCACCCUGCCAUCCACCGUCAUUACAUCCCUGCCGGGUUCCGGGUCUGAGAUCCUCGAGCAGCUGUUCUCCAACAGCUCUGACUUUGUGUACAUCAGUGUCUCCCCUGCCCAUCUGGAGGUGCCCAGAACAGAGUUUGCAUUCGACACGCUAGUGGACGCAUGCGAGUGGGCCAAGUCGGACGCCCAGAGUGGCCAAUUCAAAGCGAUCCAGGGCUGGUUUCACUCCGUGGCGCUCAAUGUCAGGUUACACCUGCAGAACAUCCAGCUUCCUCGCGGAAACGAGAACCGGCCAAUCAAAAAAAACAAAGGGAAGAGCGUUGGCAGGCGGCCACUGGCACAGCAGAGAGGCCGAAAGCAAGGCAGCGCGAGGCACUCGGAGUACACCAGAGAGCUGUGGCGCCACGCGGCGACCUACCGAAACGCCCGGCCCAUGCUGAACCUGGCCAGCGGAGGCUGGUCUCUCAAAGUGCCUUUCAUUCAGGAGGUGAUCGGGCCCUCGUUCCGGGCGAUCUACGUCGUACGAGACCCACGUGCGUGGAUUUACUUGAUGCUGUACAGCAGCACGCCAAGCCUCUACAGCCGUAAAAAUGUCCAGAAGCACCUCUCGGCACUCUCUCGGCUGGAGGGCAAUGGUGGUGGUGGUGGUGGUGGCCAGGUGUGCACAAAGUUCAGCGCUGAGUUCCAGGCGGUGAUACGAUUGCUCGCACAGCCAGAAGCAGAGCCGGUGAAACUCCUGGCCCAGGUGUGGCUGGCACACACCACCGCGACCGUCCGGAUCAACCGCGACUUGCCCACAGACAAUUUCAUGCGAGUGAAGUUUGAGGACAUAGUGCAUUUCCCAGAGGACACCGCAGGGAAGAUACACUCGUUUCUGGGGGUGCCUGUGUCCCCAGCAGCCUUAAACCAGCUCAUAUACAGCACCUCCACCAACCUGUACAGCCUGAUGUACGAGGGGGACAUAUCACUGGCCACCAUCAAUGCUUGGAAGGACAACAUGAACUACAAUGAUAUAAAAGCCAUUGAGGAUGUGUGUUGGCCUGUUAUGCAGAACAUGGGAUAUGAGAGAUUCACAAUCUAGGGUUAUCGCAAUUCCAACUUUUGUAAUGUUCUUUUUUUACAAACUGCCUUCCACUGCAAUAGGUACCCUGAAUUUAAUGUCAGACAGCAUUAAGGAUGUAGGCCAUACAUCUUUUGCCACAAUUUGCAAUGGUGUUUCAGAUACAGCAUUUGCUACAGUACUUGCACUGUUUGUUUACAACUCCUGCACAUGUAUAGUAAAGAGCAUAUUAUGUGCAGCCAUGUUUGACCAGGACAUAUGCCGUUUUUGGCUUUGAUAUUUUAUAUCUGUAUAAAUAAUCUCUUUCAUGAAGGUCUUUUUCAGAGUUUUCAUAUUCCAAUCAACCAAGUAAAGUAUACAGGGUAUGAGUCAGCAAAACAUUGUUUUGUUAAUGAUCUUAUACAAAUUUCAGCGUUGAUUGUAUAAUGUGAUUCAAUUUCAGAGUAUGAGUGAUCAAUACAGUGAGUAGUUUAAAGCAGCAAUAUUAUAUCCUACAGUUAGUAUUUUUACUAGGAACAGACAGACUCCAAUGCUGGAGUGCUGCUUGGACUUCCUGGCAGGGGAGUGCCUGACUCAUUGAGAAGUCAUUCAAAGCACAUUCAAUUUGCUUAACAAAGUUAUUUAAACCAGUUCCUAUGAAAAUGUGUAUCAUCUGGAAUGACUCUUGGCUCUUGUCCUUGAUUGAGAAAGCAUCUCCUAUGAAGGGGCAUCUGUGGAUACUGCUGUAGGCUAUUGUUUGAUGCCGGUAUGUUGUGGCAAUAGGGGCAUGGUUUUAUUGCAAGAGAAUGACUGGUAAGGAAAGAUGAUAAGGUAGGCAGUUCUGCACAGAGAAAAGGAAGCCCAUGAGGAGAUUUCCCACUUGUGGUUGUUGUUGUUGACUUCUAAAUUCCUUUGUUUCCGUCUGAGAUAAAGUUAGCUCAAAUGCAACCAGAUUAUGAACCUCUGCCAACUCGACAUUUUAGUGCUCUUGUGGAAUGUCAAAAAUCCUGACAGUGAGAAAGUGGCUUUUGGCAGCCAUUCUUAAAACAUGCAGCAAGUGCAGUGCUUUUGUUUACAAGGAUUACCUUGAAUUGUUCUGUGGAAGCAAACAAGUCAUUCUGGGACAGCCUGAUGUAGGUUAAAAGUGAUAUUGAAGGAUCAUUUCAGUACAUGGUUAAAUAAACAUGGCAUUCUGAUGAAAUCGGUACAGUGACACAGUACACAGUGCAAAUACAGUAGCUGCAAUUCUUUGUCUAGAAGUUAGAUGAGGAGAAGAGUCUAGAAGAGUCUAUGAGGACGCAUUCAGGAACCUUCUCAACCACCAUAUGUGUCUCAAACAAUCCAUGAAACAGUAUUUCAUCAACACAGCACCUUUUGUCACAUGAAUAAACAUUUGUUAGCAAAGCUAUGUAAAGCAGAAUCUGCGUGGGUCGAUUCAAUAAAAGGCUUCUUCUGCUGUGAAAAGCCACACAACCUGCAUCCCACAUUCAAAAUGUUUCAAUCACAAUAAAUGUUCUGCAUUGUGUUGCGCAGGUGCCAUUGGAACAGGAGUGCAAUCACAAAAUGAAUCUUCUGUUUUAACAAUCAUUUCCCUAAACGCAGCCGUUUUACAUGACAAACAAGAAUCACACCAUUGAUUUAGAACAAAAAAGGCCUUCAUGGCAUUUGCACCAAAACAGCAGAGCGUUGGUGUGCGGCGUGCGCUGCAGGGAUAAACAAUGGCUUGGUGCUGAUGGACAGGAGAUGGACGUUAAAUAUUCAUGCAGGACCGAGCCUCU